UUUUGUUCGCUGCACUCGUCACGGCGGAAGGUGUUGGCGGCGGCGGCGGCGGCAGAAUGGCGGCGGUGCGGGAGGAAGAGCCGGAGACCGGAGCUGCUGCUCCACGUGGAGGUUCAGGGGGGAAGGAGCGCGGCAGGAAGGAGGGGAGAGUCGAAGAAUCGGAGCUGCUCACGGUACCAGAAGGAUGGAAGGAGGCACCAUUUACAAGAGAAGACAACCCCAGAGGUCUUUUGGAGGAGAGUAGUUUUGCAACUCUUUUCCCCAAAUACAGAGAGAGCUAUCUCAAAGAAUGCUGGCCGUUGGUGCAGAAAGCAAUGAGCGAACAUUUUCUCACAGCCACAUUGGAUUUGAUUGAAGGUAGUAUGACUGUCACCACCACCAGGAAGACAUUUGACCCAUACUCCAUCAUCAAAGCUAGAGACAUGAUAAAACUUUUGGCAAGGAGCGUUCCUUUUGAGCAGACUCUUCGUAUACUUCAGAAUGAUGUAGCAUGUGAUAUCAUCAAGAUUGGUUCACUCGUUGGAAACCGUGACAGAUUUGUGAAAAGAAGAAUGAGGCUUCUAGGACCAAAAGGAUCAACACUUAAGGCUUUGGAGCUAUUGACAAACUGUUAUAUUAUGGUGCAAGGAAAUACUGUGUCGGCUCUGGGACCACACAAUGGGCUGAAGGAGGUCAGAAAAGUAGUAAUCGAUACCAUGAAAAACAUUCAUCCGAUCUACAAUAUCAAGGCAUUGAUGAUCAAACGAGAAUUGGCAAAAGAUCCGGAUCUUAGAACACAGAACUGGGAGCGAUUCCUGCCCACGUAUAAACACAAGAACUUGAAUAAACGCAAGAAACCUCUGAAGAAGACGGUGAAGAAGCAGUACACGCCUUUCCCACCUCCACAGCUUGAGAGCAAGAUUGAUCAGGAGCUGGCCUCUGGUGAAUACUUCCUCAAAGCCCAACAGAAAAGGAGAAAGAAAUUGACUGACAUAAGGGUAAAAGAAGCAGAAGCAACCGUUAAAAGACAAGAAGAAAGAAAUAAGGCUUUUAUUCCUCCUAAAGAGAAAUCUACUAUUAAGCCAAAAAAAGCUCCCACAGAAACUAAAAUUGAUAUUCAAGCUCUUAAAGAGAAAGUGAAGAAAGCCAAGCAAAAGAAGCUCGGAGCUCCAUCAGCAGCGGAAGUCGCUCAAAAAAUUGCCAAAAAUGCAAAGGGCAAGAAGAAAUGAUGCAGCUUCACAAACGUAGGUCAGCCCUAUUAUAGCAUGGUGCUUUGGAUCCAGAAAACUAGAUGCCAUGUUAUAAUGGGUUUGUGGGUGGGGGGGAAGGGUUAACUCGACCCUGACAUUAUGUUGCCAAGCAUGUCAUGUUAGAGUCAGUUGAGCUCCAAGGAGAUCCUGGAAAUGCACUGUGGGAGAACGAAACUUAACAAUUAAAAUAAUAUUCUUUAUAGCUCACAGUUGCAUCCCAACUUAAUGGAAAACAAUGUUUGCCCUUUGAAAGCUAAUUAAAUAGCUGCUGAGCAAUCAAAUAUCAGCUCACAGGCUAAAUUCAGUCUGUUAUAGAUGUUUGAUAUUACCACUAAUAAACCCAGCUGUUAGUGAAAGAAUUCCUUUUUGCACUCUUGAUUACAGUUUCUGAUUUUCUAGUAAUUAGUUAGCAGCAUCAGUGUUCACUGGAGUAGAAUUGCAAAUGGUACCUUGAGCCUUUGUAUGCAGAACCUAGCUGGAUGUUUACAUUUCCAUCUACAUAUUUUAUAUCGCGGUUAUUGUUGGAUAUAUAUAUAUUGUGUAACCUAAAAUUAUUAAUGUGUUCAUUAAAUACUGUUUAAUAAAAGUAUUUACUUUAUUUUGUGUGAGAUGUGCUAGCUACUUCCUUUGGCCAGUUCUGAAACGUGUACUUCUCUGACCUGAAGGUGACUUCUGUAGUGUAAUAAUUUUUAUAAAAAAAGCUUUUCAUAUUGA
Messenger RNA from Callorhinchus milii (elephant shark), 1943 nucleotides. It is a transcript of the gene krr1, whose product is annotated as KRR1 small subunit processome component homolog. The transcript has 10 exons. Gene Ontology annotation, molecular function: RNA binding. Lineage: Eukaryota; Metazoa; Chordata; Chondrichthyes; Chimaeriformes; Callorhinchidae. The coding region runs from base 57 to 1208 and encodes 383 amino acids. The record is from RefSeq and is a predicted model, not a curated record. Gene Ontology annotation, cellular component: small-subunit processome; nucleolus.